AUGGCCCAAAGUAAAAGUGCUGCGUACGAUUAUUUACUAAAGCUUUUACUGAUUGGAGAUAAUGACUUGUUGCACCGUUUUUCGGAUGACUCUUUUACUCCUCCUUUUAUCACUACUAUAGGAAUUGACUUUAAAGUUAGAACCAUUGAUGUGGAUGGUAAACGAAUCAAGCUCCAAAUUUGGGAUACUGCAGGCCAAGAGCGUUUUCGUACCAUUACCACAGCCUACUAUCGUGGUGCUAUGGGUAUAGCUUUUGUAUAUGAUAUUACCAAUGAACGAUCUUUUAAUGGUAUCCUUAAUACUUUUAAGAUUUUUACAUCAUUAAAUGAAACUUUAUAUAUUUUUGUGAUCACUAAGGAACAAGGUCAAAAACUUGCGGAUGAAUUUGGAAUCAAAUUUUUCGAAACCAGUGUUAAAGAAAACAUAAAUGUUGAGGAAGCAUUUUUUACAUUAGUCAGGUUUGAUUAA
Racocetra fulgida is the source of this 468-nucleotide messenger RNA. The record is from the annotation of a GenBank genome assembly. Lineage: Eukaryota; Fungi; Glomeromycota; Glomeromycetes; Diversisporales; Gigasporaceae.